AUGGCGCUUUCCGAAGCAACCAAAGAAGCAGUAUGGCUCAAAGUGCUUUUGGGGGAACUUGGUGAGAUGACAAGCGACGAAGCGAUCAAGAUGUAUGAAGACAACCAAGGAUCAAUCGCUCUCGCCAAGAACCCGGAGUUCCAUAAGAGAACAAAACACAUCGACAUACGCUACCAUUUUGUGCGUGAGAAGGUGGAAUCAGGUGAAGUCGUUUUGGAGUAUUGCCCGACUCAAGAUAUGCUGGCAGACAUGAUGACCAAGCCGAUCGCCGCUGUACAAUUUGAAAACAUUCGCGAUCGACUUGGGAUCCAAGCGUGCCGCAGCUAA
This is a messenger RNA of Peronospora matthiolae, 327 nucleotides long. The record is from the annotation of a GenBank genome assembly. Lineage: Eukaryota; Oomycota; Peronosporomycetes; Peronosporales; Peronosporaceae.